This is a messenger RNA of Neltuma alba, 4097 nucleotides long. Its product is annotated as TMV resistance protein N-like. The coding region runs from base 96 to 4097 and encodes 1333 amino acids. NCBI's taxonomy places the organism in Eukaryota, Viridiplantae, Streptophyta, Magnoliopsida, Fabales, Fabaceae. Gene Ontology annotation, biological process: defense response; signal transduction. Gene Ontology annotation, molecular function: ADP binding. The record is from RefSeq and is a predicted model, not a curated record. The transcript has 12 exons.
GCUGAACACUUGACAUAUAGGGGAGGAAACUUGGUGGCUCUACUCGCCCAACUGAUCAAAGUAGGAAGAUUAUCUGAACAGUGCAAGCAAUAAUUAUGACACGCCGACCAAAAAUAUCUUCGAUACACUAUCAGUGGACUUAUGAUGUCUUCCUCAACUUUAGAGGUGAAAAUACUCGUCAUGGUUUUAUAGGAACUUUGAAUAAAGAGCUCAAUCAAAAGGGAGUUCGCACCUUCUUUGAUGAUCAGGAAAUAGGAAUAGGGGAAGAAAUUACACCGACGCUUCUCAGAGCAAUCCAAGAAUCUAGGAUGGCUAUUACUGUUUUUUCUGAGGAGUAUGCUUCCUCAACAUUUUGUCUAAAGGAAUUAGUCCAAAUCCAUCAAUGUAUUAAGGAAAAUGGUCGACUAGUUUGGCCAGUUUUUUAUGAUGUGGAGCCUUCUGUAGUAAGACAUCAAAGAGGAAAAUAUGGAGAAGCACUAGUUACACAUCAACAAAACUCAAAGGCUGAUGAAGAAGAGGUUGAAAGUUGGAAGCGUGCACUACGUGAAGUAGCUAAUCUUAAAGGCUCAUCAUAUGAUCCAAGGAAAGAUUAUGAGCAUAAACUCAUUGAAGAGAUUGUGAACCACAUCUUUGAGAUAAUCAGAAGGGACCCUCUUGAUGUUGCCGAAUAUCUAGUUGGUUUAAAUUCUCGUAUGCAAAAAAUAAAUGAUCUACUGCAAAUUGGGUUAAAUGAUGAGGUCAUCAUGAUAGGAGUUUAUGGAAAUGGGGGAACGGGUAAAACAACAAUCACACGUGCUGUGUAUAAUGCAAUUGCUGAUAAUUUUGAUCACUUGUGCUUUCUUGGAGAUAUCAAAGGGGGAUCUGGAAAACAUGGCCUAGAACAACAGCAAGCCAGAAUGCUUUCAAAAAUUUUAGGGCGGAAGAUAGAAAUUGAAGACAUUGAUGAAGGAGUUGAACUCAUAAAACGAGCACUCAGAGAUAAGAAAAUUCUGUUGAUUCUUGAUAAUGUAGAUGAACGAAUACAGUUACGAAAGUUAGCUGGGGCAUGUGAAUGGUUUGGUCGGGGGAGCAGGAUCAUUAUAACAACAAGAGAUUUACAUUUACUUAAGAGUCAUGGGAUUGAAAGAAGAUAUGAAAUGGAGGGAUUAAAUCAUGAAGAGUCUCUUGAAUUGUUAAGUUGGAAUGCCUUUGGGAAGAUGCAAGUUGAUGAUCCAAGGUACACAGAAGUUGUGAAUGAGGUGAUAAGUUAUGCCAGUGGUCUUCCCUUGGCCCUUGAAAUAUUGGGCUCUGAUUUGUAUGGUAAGAAUGUAAGUGAGUGGAAAUCUAUGUUGGAUGGAUGUAAAAGCAUCCCUCAUGGUAAGAUUCAACAAAUAUUAGAAGUAAGCUAUAAAAGCUUACAACAACUUGAAAAAGAAGCUUUUCUUGAUAUUGCUUGCUUCUACAAAGGUCGUGAAUUGGAAUAUGUCAAAAAGAUGGUGGCAAUUGCUCAUGAUUUUGACCCAGAUUAUCAUAUUGGAGUGUUGGAAGACAAAUGCCUUAUAAAGAUUUAUGGGGCCUGUAUUGGAAUGCACGAUCUAGUACAAGAUAUGGGGAGAGACAUCGUUCGUCUACAAUCACCAAAAGAUCCAGGAAAACGCAGUAGGCUAUGGUCAAAUAAAGAUAUCUUGCGUGUUUUGGAGAGAAAUGAGGGCACAGAUGAAGUUAUUAUCAUAAUUCAACUUGAAAGGUCCGAAUGCAUAGAAGUAAAAUGGAAUGGAAGAGCCUUCAAGAGUAUGAACAAUCUCAAAAUUCUUAUUCUUGACGAUACAAAAUUUUCACAAGGUCCCAAAUAUCUUCCCAAUAGUUUAGCAGUAUUGAGAUGGCCAGGAUACCCUUCAUCAAGUUUGCCACGUGGUUUUCGUGCAAAGGAUCUUGUUGAAUUCAAUGUGAGAGAUAGUUGUUUCAAUUCAACGGAAAUCAGUAAGAUAACGCAGAAUAUGAAAAUGAGUGUUUUGAACUUUGAAGGGUGCGAGUAUAUCAUUCACAUACCUGAUUUAUCAGGCCUCUCAAGUUUAAAGGAGUUACGGCUUCGUAAUUGCAAAAAUCUGAUUGAAAUUGAUAAUUCGGUUGGGCAAUUAGCAAAACUUGGAACUUUGGAUGUACGUAACUGUGCGCAGCUUACGACUUUUCCAAGUGCAUUGAAUACACCCUCUCUUUAUUAUCUGAAUAUGAAGAUGUGCUCAAGUUUGAAUUGCUUUCCAGAAAUAGCAACUCGUGAAAUGAAAAUAGAAGUGUUGAAUUUGGUUGGAACUGGUAUAAAUCAAUUGCCUCCAUCAGUUGAAAAUCUUACUCAACUUGUAGAGAUAACACAUGUUAGAGAUGACACUACGGGCAAGGGAAUUAGGUCAAUGAAGCUACCAAGUAGCACUUUUUUGUUGCCAGAACUUGAGAAGAUAGAUGUUGAAGGAUGCGAAGAGUUGCUUAUGGAAGUGGAGUCAAUGAUAUGUCCAAACAUAGGACAUCUUGAACUACAAAGAUGUAAUAUAUCCAAUGAGAGCCUUCAAAUUUAUCUUACUUCAUUCCCCAAUCUUUGGUUUUUGGACUUGAGCGGCAAUGAUUUCACAAUUUUGCCCGCAUGCAUAGAACAUUGUCAAAAUUUGGGAAUAAUUAAGCUCCGUCAAUGCAAGCAUCUAAUAGAAGUGGAAAAGGUUCCGCCUAGCAUAACAUAUUUGAUGGCAGAAGAUUGUGUAUCAAUGAGUUCAGAGUCCAAAAAGUUAUUAUUGAGUAAGGAGUUACUUGCAUCUGUAGUGCCCAUCAACAUUAAAGUUGAAGGUUUGUAUGGCUACCCUUCUGCAGACUAUUUUUGUGUGCCAGGGGGAAGCAUCCCGGAAUGGUUCGAUCACUGUAACAAAGGACGGUCCAUUUCUUUUUGGUUUCGUGACCACCAACUCCCAUCUCUCUGUGUUUGUGCUAUUGCUCAACAAAUGGAGUAUCAUGAAUCGAUCCUAACAAAAGUGUUCAUAAAUGAUGAAAUGGCGUAUGGAUAUCACCUGCCGCUACCGACUGCGGGAUAUGAUGUGGAUCAUAUAAUUAUGCAUUAUAUAUGGAAUGUCGAUGUGGAUAAAGAAAUUAAAGAAAAUCAAUGGAAUCAUGUAAAGAUUUGUCCGCUUUCAGGGCUUGGAGAUGCCGUAAAAGAGAGCGGAAUUUAUGUUCUUAGAGAUGAAUGGACCAAUAUGAAAAAUGUUCGAUUCUCCGAUCCUUUCCAAAGUCUGGAUUUUUCAAGGAGUGGCCGAGGAUGUGCUACAGAAGGUGACAUUGCUGCAAAUAACUCCUUCUUCCCUUCCCAAAGUGAGCAGCAACAUACACACUCACAUACUGUUAGGGACAUUGACUCGUUAAGAAUACUAUCUGUACAGUGUAGGAGAAUUAUAUUUCCCAUCACAAUUCAUAAGUAUAGUGGGAUGAUGGGUUCUCAAUUAGGAUAUGAUUUCUAUAUUACUAAGCAAGAUUAUUUAUAUAUUACUGAGCAAGAUGUCAUGAAAUUCCUAAGCAUGCAAGAGCUGUCCAUAACCAUUAUCCAACUCUUUGUGAGGUUUUGCUGCGAACUUUGCUUCUUUAGAGGAAUUGUGGAUAGAUUUGGAUUUUUGUGUCCAAAUGCUAUUCAAGGUGUAGGGCAUACACGAGAAGACAAGAUAUCUUACAUAGGAAGUACUAUCAAGGAAGGCAAUAAUCAAUGUUGGCUUGCACCAAUUCGUGAAGGGAACCAUUGGACAUUAUGUGCUGUUUGCCCAGGCUCGAAUAUCAUUCAUUGGUUUGAUUCACUCGGAGGCAAACAAAGCGAUGAUAUUGAGAAAGUAUUCACCGAAGCCCUUGUGACGUACCAAAUCACUGGAGGAGAGAACAUAAAAUGGCUAUACCCAAAGUAUCGUCGUCAACUUGAAGAUAAAGAAGGUGGAUAUUACAUCAUGAGAUAUAUGUAUGACAUCAUCGAUCUUAACGAAGUUGACUCAUUAGACAUGGUGGUCAGCCUAUUUUUUGGCGUCUCCGUGGCCGCGGCGGUGGCCGCAGCGGUGGCGGUGGCCGUGGUGGCAGUAGUGGCGGUGACAGAUGUUAAAUAA